This is a messenger RNA of Andrographis paniculata, 1763 nucleotides long. RefSeq names its product alkane hydroxylase MAH1-like. Lineage: Eukaryota; Viridiplantae; Streptophyta; Magnoliopsida; Lamiales; Acanthaceae. Gene Ontology annotation, molecular function: heme binding; iron ion binding; monooxygenase activity. The record is from RefSeq and is a predicted model, not a curated record. Bases 65 to 1639 code for a protein of 524 amino acids. The transcript has 3 exons.
UUAUUCUUCCAAAAACCCUAAUUUAUUAAUUUCAAGCUUGAUAUAUAUAUAUAUAUAUAUAUAUAUGGAGUUGGGAGAAAAUAUGUUUGUUGUAUGUGCAGCCAUUUUAUUUAUAUGUGGUGUUCUAAUUAGAUGGAUUUUGAUGAAGAUGAAGAUGAUGAUGGUUGAAUCAUUAUUAGUAUUUCCCAUACCCAAUAUUAUUAAUAUUAAUAUUCCUCCAUUGAUGAAAAUGCUCCCCACUCUCUACCUCAAAAGUCACCAACUCUACACCAAGAUUACACAGGUUUUAGAAGAGAACCGCGGCACGGUCUUAUUCAAGACAUCGUGGUUCACGAGUCACGACAUUCUUAUAACUAGCGAUCCCAUCAACGUUCGACAUGUAAUGAACUCCAAGUUCACGAUCUACCAACGAGGAUCCGAGUUCAAGAAGGCAUUCGACUUCUUAGGCGAGGCCGUGUUCAUCAAAGACUACGAUCAAUGGCGGGAAGAGAAAAGGUUCACCCAUGGAUUCUUCAAAGAAGCUCGAUUCCACGACUCAAUCCCAAAGACACUUCAAAAAACCCUAGAAAAAGCCCUAAUUCCAGUUCUUGAUCAUCACUCCCAUCACCAUCAAGAAUUGGAGCUGCAAGAUUUCUUCAACAGGUUCAUGCUCGAUGCCACAUGUCUUAUGGCCACCGGGUUCGACCUUGGCGCGCUCCGCGUCGGCCUUCCUCCAUGCUCGUUGCUCAAAGCAAUGGAUGACAUGGCGGAGGCCGUGUUUUGUCGACAUAUCUUACCUGAAAGAGUAUGGAAGCUCCAAAGAUGGCUAGGAAUUGGCAAGGAGAGGAAAAUGUCCAAAGCUUGCAAGAACCUAAAUCAAAUUCUAGCGAAUUUCGUGUCGAAAAAGUACGAGGAAAUCGAUUCCAACAAGAGCACUCGCGAAUCAAAUCAGGGUUUCGAUGUACUAAAUUUUUACAUUAGUAGCGCUACCAAAGGAUCAUCAUCACCGGAAAAGGCCUAUUUAGCUGCCAAUAUAAUGACCAUUUUGUUCGCCGGAAGGGACACAUCCGCGGCGCUCUUGACAUGGUUUUUCCACCUCAUUUCAACACACCCUCGCGUUGAAACCACAAUCAUCGAAGAAAUUAAAAAAAUCACUUCCCCGGGGACAACAAGCCACAUUUUUUCCAACAUCGAAGAACUCAACAAACUUGUCUAUCUCCACGCCACAUUGUACGAAACCCUAAGACUAUUCCCCACGGCCCCGGUAAUAAUCCGGGACCCGGUUAACGAGGAUGUCCUCCCAACCGGGCACCGGAUUGGAAAGGGGACGAAGGUGAUUCUUUGCUCAUAUGCUAUGGGAAGACGGCGCGACAUUUGGGGCGAUGAUUGCAAAGAAUUUAAGCCCGAGAGGUGGAUGUCGAGGGACGAGAAUGGAGGGACGAAACACGUGGCGUCGAGCAGCUUCCUUGCCUUCGGAUCGGGCCCGUGGGCCUGUCCGGGCAAAGACUUAGGGUUUGCAAGAAUGAAGGGAGUUGUGGCCACAAUGCUACACAAUUUUAAGAUUAGGGUUUUGGAAGGGCAGACAAUAAGCCCUAGUGUGUCUGCAUUGUUGUCAAUGAGACAUGGCUUGAAGGUUAGGGUCCGAAGUAGAUGGAAUUAACAUUGUUGUCGAUGAGGUAUAUCAUUAAACAAUGGUAUUAUAGUAAAUUUAUUAAAGAAUAGAUAAAAAGAUAAUAUGAUAAUUAGAAAAAAAAUAAUGAUAAAUUAAUUAUUUAGCUCCCCGU